This is a messenger RNA of Galendromus occidentalis (western predatory mite), 776 nucleotides long. RefSeq names its product leucine-rich repeat-containing protein 18. The transcript has 4 exons. The record is from RefSeq and is a predicted model, not a curated record. Gene Ontology annotation, cellular component: cytoplasm. NCBI's taxonomy places the organism in Eukaryota, Metazoa, Arthropoda, Arachnida, Mesostigmata, Phytoseiidae. Gene Ontology annotation, molecular function: protein binding. Bases 1 to 552 code for a protein of 183 amino acids.
AUGGCUAUUGUGAUGACAGCCGAGGACUCCAUAGGCGCACCGAAAGGGGUCGUCCGUGUGGUGCACCGAUGUGAAGAUGCAAUGGUUAACCAAAGACUAGAUCUAUCUGCGUGUUUUCUAGCUUCGUUCCCAGACGCAAUCUUCAUGCUGAUGCGGAACACUCAGCUGGAGAGUUUGGAUCUGUCGCAGAAUGUCAUCAGAAAAAUACCAUCUAAAGUGCCUAGGAAAUUCACCGGCAUCAGCUCGCUGAAUUUAGCGUCCAACAGACUAUUCAACCUCCCGGACGAGAUAUCAGAACUGGAAAAUCUCACACACCUGGAUCUCAGCGGCAAUGAUUUCACCUCGAUUCCAUGGUGUUUAUAUCGGAUGACUCAGUUGCGUUUCCUGAAUCUGAGCAAUAAUCAUAUUGUGGAUGUGGAUAUAACGGGACUCAAGCGGUUAGACUGCGAGAUCCACCUCGAGAACAAUCCGCUCACCACCGAAUGUUGCGCCCAGCUAGCCCGGGAAACCCUGCCAAAAGUCAGCUACACUCCCAUGAAGCAAGAGCAAUGAACAAGUUAGCAGAAUUGCUGCGACGAAUCGGCUGUGCUGACGGAGCCGUCACUCGAUCGAGCUUCCCACCGCCACGACAGUUUUCCGGCAUCCGCAGAACACUGUAAACACAUUAUUGUUGACGUUCAUUCUCGAGGCUGUACAUACUCGUUUCUUGACACAUAUUGUUGAGAGUAAUCUCGGUUUUCGGCGUCGCAUGCGAUGCAUUGGAAACAUUGAAACUU